Molecule: messenger RNA, 2743 nt
Organism: Limulus polyphemus (Atlantic horseshoe crab)
Lineage: Eukaryota; Metazoa; Arthropoda; Merostomata; Xiphosura; Limulidae
Exons: 6
Coding region: 113-1936 (607 amino acids)
Molecular function (GO): protein binding
Source: RefSeq, a predicted model, not a curated record
GCUAUUGCUAGUGUAAAUAGUGCAAUGUUUGCUCGGUUAUUUUAAUAAAUAGUUUAAUUAAGAUGGAUUGAUGUGCAGUUGUUGCUGUUUAGACUAAUUUAGUAAAUCUAAAAUGGAUAGUAUAAAUAGAAAAACGGCUCCAAACUUAUUAACAUUGUCAAAUGAGAUAAUAAAUAAAUUACUCUUGUUUUGCUCAGUUAAUGAUAUUUCUUCAUUGAGUCAAACAUGUAAAAGAUUAAGGGAGUGCACUCAAUCGGAAUACUUAUGGUAUCACAAAUGGGUAGAGUUGGUGGAUUCAUGUGGAUUAAAGAUUUUAGCAGAAAAAAUACCCGUGUUUGAAACCUCAGAAGUUUAUGGUGAAAAACAAAAUGGUAGAAGUAUAAUAACAUAUAGCUAUUUUAAACAAUGUCAACGCCUGUGGAAAGUGUGCUACAGACAUGGCAAAGGUUUACAAAGCUUGCCAACAUGUUCACAUUGUGGUAAAAAAACUUGUUCGGUAGAAUGCUUGAGUCUGCAAGAACACAAGAUGUCUUUGGACAUAGGCAGCAAAGUAACAUGGCUUUUAACUACAAAGUUUUCAAUAGAAAGACAUUCAUCUGUAUUAAUGAGCUCAAAAGUGAAAUCUUAUUUUUCUCAUUUCAACAGCGUAGUUGCAGAUAGACAGUGUGUACGUUAUCAAAUUAGAUCAGAUUUCUGCUGUUUUAUUUGUGAUCAAGCUGAUAAGGGCCAAAAAUAUGGUCAUAGUAGUUCACGAGUAGACUAUAGUAACAAAGUGGACACCAGUGUGUGUGAGUGCUUUAUGUCAGAACCAAGCGAUCUGAGCUAUAAAGAGAAAUAUUCCUGUGAAAACCUGUUUGUUGGUUCAAAGAAAACCCAGAAUCAUGAUUUAGUAGCUGCUUCCAAAACAAUGGUACCAACAUCAUUAUGGAGUGAUCUUCCUUCUCUUCUGAAAGACACUUAUCCUGACUGUGAUAUUCAAUCUCCAUUAGAAUGUUUUUUAAAUGGUGAGAAUUUUUGUUAUCUAGAACAGUACCUUCAUCAUAUAUUACAAAGAUAUGUGAUGCUAGAUGAAGCAAAGAAACCUAGUGUUUCAUUUGUAUUUUGUGAACCUUACAACACAACUACUGAUAUACGAAGGAAAAUUGCCAGGUACUUAUUUGAAGAACACCAAGUAGCAAGGAUAUGUUUCCUUAACAAGGCUCUCUCUGCAGCAUACCUAGUUGACCUUGACACUUGCUUAGUGAUAGACAGCGGGGCAUCCAACACAGUAGUGACAUUAAUUAUUGAUGGAAAAGUUCAGGUUGAGCGAACUAGGUCUUCUCCUGUUGGAGGCUUAGCUAUUGCCCAUUUCUGUGCAGAAGCUAUAAAGUUAAAGGGUCUGAUGGAUAAUGUCAGUAUUCCUAGUUUGGACAACAGCCGAGUGAAGUCUUUCUGUUACUUGUCCUACAACAUUGCUGUUGAAGAAAGGAAGAAGACACCCAGGAGAAGUGGUAUUUUUGUUCGACCUAAGAGCCAAGCAAGCAGUGAUAUAGCAAAACUGGAGAAAGUGGAGCUUGGAGCAGAGUUAUACCUAGCACCAGAAGUUAUGUAUUCUGCCAUGAGAGUUCCAGAGUUAGUGCAGGAAGUUUUGCAAGGUUUGGAACCAUCUCUCGUACAAGAAAUUUUGUCACAGAUCCUUCUUACUGGGUGCAAUACAGAACUAAAUGGAUUCACUACAAGGUUGAUCAGAGACUUGCAAACAGUAUUACCAGAGUAUAGUCGUGCAAUCAACAUUCACUCCAGUUCUGGUUGCCAGAGUUGGGAUGCUGUUAUGGGGUCAUCCCGUGUUAGCGUACCUCUACCACCUUCAAGAAUGUCAUCAGACCAAGUUCCUGGUUCUCUUGUGUGGGUUACUCGAGAACAAUAUAUUUUAUAUGGUGAUAAUUCACUCCACUGACAAUUACAACUUCUUGGUUCUAAUUUUAUUGCAUCAGUUAUUAUAAAAGUUUAUAAAAAAAGUUACCUAUGAUAUGCAGUCACUGAAGAACUGAAUUUAUAUUGCUGCAAUUCUUUUUACUUUAAUAGAGAAAUGAUGACAAUUACUUCUGAGAAGAAAUAUUUUGAAAAAGUGGAUAUUCAUAUAUAGUUAAUAUUUUGUUCCCAUUCUUAUUUAUCUGUAAUCCUGGGCUAAACUGAUGCAGGUGAUGUUAUCAGGUCCUAUUUAAGCAGUGAAUUUAAUUCAAAUUAAUUAUGUUUUGAUGCAAUUUAAUCAAAGUUUUAGGUGUGGUAAAGAUUUAACUGAGAAAGAGUUGGAAAUUUGUAUGCAAGAAAAUACAUUUAAAAUACCAUGAAUGUAGUUAAAAAAUGUAAAGAUUUAAGUAAAAUCAUAUUGUUUUAUUAGCUUCCAUGGACAACUAAUGACUUACCAUGAUUCAUGUAAUGGUGCAAUUAAUGUCUCCCACUUGGGUUCACUUUGCGUCAGAUAGAACUGUGCAUCAACUAGAAUUACGUAGAAUUAUUGUCUGUAGUUUUGACUCAUAGUGUAUGUGCUGUAUGUUGUAUUUCAUAAAAAUAACUCCAAUGCAUUCUUACUUAUUAACUUUAUGUAUUUUCACAUUUAUAUAUUCAGUGUUGAUAAAAAGAGCUCAUUCUUUGAACAGCAGUAAGUUUCAUGAAAGAAAUAGUUACACCUAAUUUCUUACCUUCAAGAUUUUAUUGUUUCACACCAAUGAAAGAAAUAUAAAUAAAUAGUUUGUUUUAGUUA